CAGUCUUUUUACUGGGUUUUGAUUCAUGUGCUUAUCAUUGUUAAGUGUCCGUUGGGGACAAAGUUAUAGCUGUUCGAGUGAGUUGACUGUCACUUUAUGCCCUACGUGUUUUUUUGUACUGUGCGUCAAUUUUGGGCCAUCUAAUUACUGUGUAAUGACUACUUUGACUAAGCUUGCAGGCACAUACUGAAUUUUUGAAUCCCACAUUCAUGUGACCAAAUAGUUUUCCAAAUAGUUUCGCUUGCACGUGCACUCUGUAAACUGCAGUACAAGCCAAUUUUUAAUCCCACAAGUCAUUACACGGUAAUUAGAUGGCCCAAGAGGUACAAUUAAAUUGUACAUUUGCUGGCCAACUCUAUACGAUAGUUAAGAACUUCAAAUGUCAUAGUAGAAAAUCUACUGUGUUCUACUGACUAGUUUUUGGAAUCAACCCAUGACAUUUAUGAUGAUUACAUGACCUCAGACCACUCAAUCCAUCCAUUCAGUCAUUUAAAAAUAAUUCAGUAGAACCUGGUACAUGGUGUACAAGCAAAAGUUCAUAACUUUGAAUUGAAGUUGAGAACUUUCAGUUGAAACUCUUGCUGGCGUUGUCUUCUACUAGGGAAGAAGAUUCCCAGCUUGGAGCUAGGUAUGCUGGCUGGGAUAUCUUCAAGAGGUGUUUCCAUAUCUGGUGGUGGCAGCAAUAUUGUAUCCAUGUGUUUGAUGAAGGCUGGGCUGUACUGGUGGUGCCGUACAAAUGAUGUACUAGGAAGGUCUUCUUUUUCCAAUACAUGGAAGUGGUUGCUGUGGAUGAGGUCUGUGGGGAUAUCUCCCAAUGCUGCUAUUUUGUCUGUACUAAGAGUAGCAGGGCUCAGAAAAAAUCUUAAUGUAAUAUUUAAAGAGGCACUAUGACCAGAACCAUGACUAUCCAGACUAGGGAGAAGAAAUGCUCCUAGCUGCUCAGACAGGCGGCAUCUCCCUCCGAAGGAGGUUUUCUGGAGGUAGAACUAGGUUCUAUGCAUACUGACAAGCCAAUUAAGGCAGGUCACUGGACUCAGGAUACAGAGAAAGAGUUGGUUCACAGUUUGGAUGGAUGGGAACCAUCCCAUGAUCAUUUUAAAGUGCACUGCCAAGCCAAAAGGCAAGUCAUACUAGUGAUCAUGGAAAAGAGUGUCAAGCACACUAUCAUACCAAUAAGGGCAAGUGACACACAGUUAGGAGCAAGGACACAGGUGUUGGAGUAGUCGUAGAAAAGAAAAAGAAGAGAAAGAUCAUCUGAGAAAGAAAAGCCAAAAUAAAAGGAAAACUGUCAUGAUUCUUUCAAUUAAGAAGGUCCUCAACAAACCAAAAGGGGCAGCUGUUUGUGAAUCCUCUUCUUCUUGGCAAAGAUGAUGACUGGGGAUAGAUUGAUAAGAUCUACUUACUGGGUUGGAUACUGGUGGGGGCUGGGGGUGUUGUUGUUGUUGUUGUUGUUGUCCAGCACAAGUGUCAGAAACAACAACAUCCUGACCAGAAACUGAUUCUGGUUCAAAGAACUGGGGUAGGAGAAGGAUGCUGAUAAUAGUAGCAUCAGCUUGGUGGAAUUGCUUUCAUAGGGGCUUGGAUUUGACCAGACUCCUCUUCCCAUGGAGAUGCUAGGAAGUCUUCUUUAAACUGAGUAUGAUGUGACACAUACUCCAAGCAUUGUUCUUCAAUGGAAAGGUCUUGGUUGAAUACUGGGGGCUGGAGUUGUUGUUGUUGCUGCUGUCCAACACAAAUGUCAGGAACAACAACAUCAAGACUGGAAUCUUCUUCCAGUCCAAAAGAAGUGGGGAUGGAUCCAGCUGAGACAAGCACCAGCUGGUGGGGUUACUGGGGAAACUGAUAUCAUCAUCAUCUUGAUUGGAUUGCUUUAAUAGGAGCUUGUUGUUGUUGUUGUUGUUGCUGUUGUUGUUGUUGUUGUUGUUGUUGCUGUUGUUGCUGUUGUUGCUGUUGUUGCUGUUGUUGUUGUUGUUGCUGUUGUUGUUGUUGUUGUUGUUGUUGUUGUUGUUGUCCAGCACUAAUGUCAGAAACAAUAUCAUCUUAAUUUGAAUCUUCUUCUGGUCCAAAAAUAAGACUGGAACUACAUGGAGAUACUGUGGAAUCUUCUUUAAACUGAGUAUGUUGCAUAUUCUCCAGGCAUUGUUCCAUUGAGGUCUUGGUUAAAUACUGGGGGCUGGGGCUGUUGUUGCUGCCCAACAAUAAUGUCAGAAACAACAACAUUGUGACUAAAAUCUUCUUCCUUUGGUUUCUGGCUUUGGUUCAGUACUAGUUGACUGGAUUUUGACUUGGGUGUGUUCUGUUUUGGCAUGAUGGUGGUAUUGUGGAGUGUAAGUGUUGGUCAUUGAUCAUUUUGUUGUUUUUAAGUCCAGGAGUCUUGUUUUGCUGUUGACUUUGACACCUGUGUUUGAAGAAGGUGAUUUCUGUAGGUUGCUACACGAUUUAGUAUUCAGUACCAGGUUCUCCUCUGGAAGUUUUGACAAAAUUUCCGGAAAAUGAUCUGCUCUUGAAACAGUUGAUGUACAAGUGCUCUGCAAGUGAGGAUUGGAGUAAUAAGUCAAUCAAUUCCAUGAUUGUUGUAAUGCUGAUGAUGGUUGAUGAGCUGAGAUAGGCAUCCUUUGUUGUUGCUCAUAACCUGCAAAUGUAGGAAUGCUCUUUAGUGUCAUAAAACAGAAGCUUUACAAUCAUGGUUGAGAUUAUGGCUCACUCACUAGCUCCUCUUGUUUUAACCUCAUAGUAGUAGUAACUGUUGAGCAGCACCAUUAUUACAUGUAUCCAUGAUACACACUUGGUGGUUACAGCAGGGGGUUACAAGAAACUAAUACUAGCAACACUUUUUAUUUUGCUGCUAAAGUACAUGGCUGCACCUUGAGCUGGUUACAAAGGGGGGCAUGGACUGAAUUUUGUAACCAGAGAUUGUAACCAAACCUUUACCUCUAGAGUGGCCCUUAUUUUCUACAUGAUAGUAGCACUAGCAGUCUGUUAACCUCAAUUGGUUUGGUUUGGUUACAAAAAAAGGGCUCAGUGUGCUUGUAACCCUUUGCACUUACCUUACUAACAGAUACAAACUACUAAUACUACUAGUCAUGCUGCUUUUUUGCCAAAAAAAUGAUUGGGAACUAAGUACAAAAGCACAUACCACUAGUCUAUUCAAUCAAAAUUAAAACUUGUUGUUUGCUUGCAACAGCAGCAGUACCAUAUCAGCAGCUCCCUCCACAUCAGUGACUUGUCUUGCAUCAGCAGCUCAUCUGUAUCAGGGACUUGUAUUGUUUCAGCACCAGCUUAAUUUUUUAAACUCAUGUUGCUAAAUGUUGCCAGUUCUUGCAAAUGCAAACCCCCCAAAAGGAAGAAGAUGUUUACUUUUUUGUCAAGUAUGAUUUGUACUGGUGUCUACAGAGGUUUAGCAAGACGAAGAGAGUAGAUCAGAUCUUACUCUGAAAAAAAAUAAUGGGAAGGUUAGGGCGUUUUUACAAAAAAGUUAAAAGGUCUUCAAUUUACAGUGGUACAAAAAUUUCCCACAAUAAUAACACAGACUUCAACAAAAGUGCAUUUCUAGUUCUAUAUUUCUGGUACACAUGUGAUGGACCAUGCAACACCACAGUUACAUGACAUAGUAUUCAAAGGAGUUUUGAAUGUUUGCAUUAGUGUCACCCAUGUCAUAGGUAACAUCUGGAGUGCUAAUAUUGUAUAGCAUGGGCCAAACGUUUCCAGAGGUGCCAAUUGUACAUUUUUUAUUCAGAUAUUCAGUCCUGAAUACCUUUCAAUAAUCAAUAACCCCCCACAUACAACUAGAAUCCUAUUUUCAAAUCCUUUUGAUUCAUGUGCCUAGUAUCAUGCUGAAGGGUCCAUUGGGGACCAAGUUAUAGCUGUUAGAUUGAGUUGAUGCAGCUUCUUACUAGUUAACUUUUUACAUGUUUUUCUACUGUGCAUCAAUUUUGGGUCAUCUUGUUACCAUGCAAUGACUGGUGGGAUUGAAAAAUUGACUUGUUCUACUGAUACAGCAAUAGCACAUGUUGAAGCAAAAAGCAUGUGCUGCGUGCAAAACUACUACUAUUUGUUCCCACCAAGACUGGUGGGAUUCAAAAAUUCAGCAUGUACCAGGCUGCUGUAAACUGCAGUAUAAGCCAGCUAUUGAGUCAAAGUAGUCAUUCUUACAUGCAAAAUAAGGGCCCAAAAGCUACAACUGUAUCGUAGAUUGUUGACUGGCCAAGCCAAUACAAUAGCAUUCAUAGUAGUGCUCCUCUCUAUGAAUACACAGUACUAAUAGUAGCACUACUAUUAUAGUACCCGUAGUAGUACUAGUAGUAGUACUAGUAGUAUUCUCCUCCCAGUUAUUCAAUGAUUUGUUGUUGUUGAAGCCAACUCAGCACAUUCAGGAGGAGGUGCUUUCCACCAGCAGAUGAUGGCGGCGGAGGUGGGAAGAACUCAAACAAUUCGUGUGACCGUGAUAUUCGAAAAAAUCGGGUUUAUCGUACCGUACAAUGUACCGGUAGGAAGAACAAUAUGAGAAAAUCGUGUGAAGAAAAUUGUCAUGCUUGUCGUCCGUCCUUCUUCAGGCUAUUUUCAAAAUUGUGUGUGUUCUUUUUCAUGAAGUACUAGUACGAUACCUAAAAUCUGACAUUAAACAAUGAAAUAAGAUGACGAAGUAUGGACGCUAGAGGACCAUCGAAAUUUGGUUAUUGGAUACAAAUGACUCUUCCGGACUAUUGUUUUCGUCCAAGUGGGGUUGGUCGAGAAAAAGCCUUUCAACUCUUAAUCACUUUUUGUUUCUAUCUCGGUCUUCGUAAUACUUUUUAUGAAACAGCUUUUUGAGAAAAGCCACUCUCACGCUUUUAGUCAUCCAAGAUUUAUUUGCUUCCAAAAUUUCGAAAACUGUUGGCACCGGAUGGCCUCUUCAAAAUUGUAGAUAUUCUAUGCAUCGCACUGUUUGACAUAUUUUAAUCGGCGGGAGCAUAAUAGCAGCAGUCUUAACCAUAUGAUAGAAAACUCGUCAGGGUUGAAAUCGAAGAGCUGAAACAUUAAUUUAUUGAGGGUAUUCAAUCGUUUCGGAAAGAUAUAUUUAAAUCAUGAUGGCCGCUUUAGCUCAAACGAUACACAAACACAACGGGUGUGUGGCAGGAGGUCCAGUACGAGACAGAAUUGACUUUCAUAGGCUUCGGUGCGAUGGACUAGAAGAAAUGGAUUCAUUUGAUGUGUACCACCAGAGAAAUCGUGACAGCAGUAGCCUGACCGAGACAGAUGAUGGCAAGUAUUGCAACGGACACACAAAAAUUAACAGACCUGUACACCACAUCGAAACCAAUGCUGCAGACACGGUUCCGAACUUAAAUAACGCCGGUGUGGUAAUGAUGGAAUCGUUUGACUAUGAUCUCGCGUUGGAUUACUUUUGGAGAUGUCUCAAUUUUCUGCAAGGCAACUGUGGACGUCCCUUCUCCUCAACCUUUCCCGUAUCAUCAGCCAGAUCGAUAACAGUAUCACAAGUUUCAAAAUCCAAAUCAAUUCUCAGAGAAUAUGACGAAGGCAUGUCGGAUUGCCGCACUCCUGUCAAGAUGGAGGGCCAUUUGUUGGCAUUAGUCGAUAGUCUAGACAAAGCGACGUUGAUAGUACUAUUCAACAUGGGAAUACUUUGUCUGCGACUUGAUGUAGACUGGGAAGCGAAUGAAUGUUUCUCAAGAGCGUUGCCAAUAGCUCGGGCCGCGGGUCUCUCGAGUCCCGUGAGCAUCGUGUCGAUCCUCCGAAAUAUUGGAUGCAUUGGAUAUCGCAACGGUCAACUGGAGAAGGCAACAGAGGCGUUCAAGGAAGCUCUUCAAUACCGCGACAUAGUUGCCGAUAAAUUGGAAAUUGCAGCGAUACUGAACUCUGUUGGUCUAAUAUACUUCCAUUUACCGAAACCAAACACUGCACGGGCCUUAAGAUGCUAUGGGGAAGCUAUGAAGAUACGCAAACAUAGAUUGACUUCCAAUCACAAAGAUAUUGCUACGGUACUGAACAACAUUGGACGUGUUCAUUUCCUCAAGGAAGAAUAUCCCAGGGCCUUGGAGAAAUAUUUGGAUGCCCUGCGUAUUCGACGGAAAGUGCUGGGAACCGAUCACUUAGAUGUUGCUGCUACAGUAUAUAACGCUGGUCAAACUUAUCAUAAAAGGGGGGACUUGGAAAAGGCCUUACAGUACUAUCAAGAAUUCAUGCGGAUUGCUUCACCCAUACUAGGACAAUGUCAUCGCGACGUGGCUACUACACUCAAGUGGAUGGCACAGAUCUAUCAUGAACGAAGGGACUACAGCAGAGCAAUUUCUUUCUAUGAAGAUGCCUUAAAUGCAGGGCGAUCUGCCUUGGGUAUUCACCCCGAAGUUGCGUCAAUUUUGAACAAAAUGGGAAACUUACACUACGAGCGAGGUGACUUCAAAAAGGCUCUGAGCAAGUAUAAAGAAGGGUUGAACGUUGAACGAGCCGUGCUGCAUCAUCUUCACCCGAACAUAACGGUAACGCUGACGAAUAUUGGUCAGAUUGCAAAACAGACAGGCGAAUACCGCGCGGCCUUGGAAUUCUACAAGGAAGCGUUGGAUAUUCAAUCAAAAUCAUUCGGCAAGACACAUCCGGAUAUCGCCAUCACUCUCUCCAAUAUAGCUCUCAUUCAUUACCAAAACAAGUCUUACGCAAAAAGUCUUGAGAUUUAUCAAGACGCUCUUCGAAUCCGAAGAGAUGCGUUCGGAGAUUGCAAUCUCGACGUAGCUUCCUCCCUGAAUUCAAUUGGCCUUGUCCUUUUCAAGCUAGGGAUGCAUGACAUGUCGAUGCAGAGCUUUUUGGAAAGCCUGAAGACUCGCCGCUCCAUUCUUGGCAACGAACAUCGCGACAUCGCAAUCAUCUUGUAUAAUAUUGCCACAAUCCAUAUGGAACGUGGUGAGGACGACGAGGCCCUCAGAUGCUAUGAGCAAACUCUUAACAUAGAAAGAAUUGCUCUAGGCUCCGAUCAUGCUGAUCUCGUCUUGACCCUUCAGUACAUCGCGCAAGUUCACCAGCAAAACGGGAACUUUGAUCGAGCAGUAAACUAUUUCACAGAAGUUUUAAGGAUCCAACAAUUGGGCAUGCCUGCCAGCAAUCCUUCCAUCGUCGACACUCUGAGCAAUAUUGCUGCAAUUCAUAUGGAAAAUGGAUCUAUUUCCAAUAUGAUGAGUUCCAUGUCAGAGGCCACACGCAUGGCAAUCCGUUCAGGUCAAGAUGCGAGUGAGAUGAAAGUUAAUGGACUACGCUUCUAUGAUCUAGCAUUGAACUCGAAGAGUGCAGCAGCUGCGUAAUGAAGUACGGUUACACGGAUAUUUUUCAGCUUUUGUCAAAACCGUCAAGGAGACGAACUACUCUCAAUUUUAAAAUAUAAUAGAAUAGAAUCAGUUUA
This is a messenger RNA of Pseudo-nitzschia multistriata, 7387 nucleotides long. Lineage: Eukaryota; Bacillariophyta; Bacillariophyceae; Bacillariales; Bacillariaceae. The record is from the annotation of a GenBank genome assembly.